AUGGUAGCCCCACGGGUCCCACGUAGGACAGCCAUGGCUUGUCAAUUUUGCAGAGGUCGCAAGCUAAAAUGUGAUGGAAGUCGACCUAGUUGUGGCAACUGCAACCGCCGGGGCUAUCCCUGCGUCUAUACCCCUGUGUAUGACAUCUAUCUCAUUCAAGGCAGAACUCCUUUAAUCACUCUUUCCAGCGGUUCGGAACAGCAAAAAUAG
Suillus discolor is the source of this 210-nucleotide messenger RNA. RefSeq lists its product as uncharacterized. The record is from RefSeq and is a predicted model, not a curated record. Lineage: Eukaryota; Fungi; Basidiomycota; Agaricomycetes; Boletales; Suillaceae. Bases 1 to 210 code for a protein of 69 amino acids. Gene Ontology annotation, biological process: regulation of DNA-templated transcription. The transcript is spliced from 2 exons. Gene Ontology annotation, cellular component: nucleus. Gene Ontology annotation, molecular function: DNA-binding transcription factor activity, RNA polymerase II-specific; zinc ion binding.